Messenger RNA from Eucalyptus grandis, 699 nucleotides. RefSeq names its product kiwellin-1-like. The record is from RefSeq and is a predicted model, not a curated record. The coding region runs from base 1 to 699 and encodes 232 amino acids. Lineage: Eukaryota; Viridiplantae; Streptophyta; Magnoliopsida; Myrtales; Myrtaceae. The transcript has a single exon.
AUGAAGAAACAAGUUUGCUCAAAUAUUUUCAUUCUCAUCAUUUUGUUUCUUGGUUCAAAUCACUUGGGUGUUGAAGCUCAACCUUGCAAACCAAGCGGGUGGUUAAGGGGAAGAGAGCCUCCUCCAAAAAUAUGCAACCCUGAAAAUGAUUCCGAAUGCUGCAUAGAAGGCCGUCCCUGCACAACCUACAAGUGCUCGACUCCCGUUUCCCAUCGAACGAAAGCUAAACUAACUCUCAACAGCUUUGAAAAAGGCGGUGAUGGUGGUGGGCCAUCCGAGUGUGAUAAGAACUGCCAUUCGGAUAAUACUCCACUGGUGGCGCUGUCGACAGGGUGGUUCAACCGCAGGCACAGGUGCUUUGAAAAUAUUACUAUUUACGCUAACAGAAGAAGUGUCAAGGCCAUGGUUGUGGAUGAGUGCGACUCCACUAAGGGAUGUGAUCCUGCUCACGAUUAUCAACCUCCGUGCCCCAACAACAUUGUCGAUGCCGCCGAAGCUGUCCGGAAGGCAUUAGGAGUGCCAAGGCAUGACUGGGGUGAGCUUGAUAUUUACUGGUCUGAUGAACGAGUGCCAUUGCAAGAACCACUGGCCCUUUUGGGGUUCUUCCCAUCCAUGGUUUGCCAGAAGAUGAUAGUGUGCGUUGGAUACAUUUCAAUCUCGUUUUCUUGUCUUGGUUUCACUCUCACUUACUAUGGCUAA